GGACUGGGAGGGACGGAAGGGCAGGGGGUGAGCAAAGGGGCUGGACCCUGGCUGCUGUGGCCUCCCCUGACCCCCUCCCCCCGCUGCUGGGUUCCUCGGGCAAGCCCCCUUCUCACUGGACUGAAACAUGAGGCUGAGCUGGGUCCUGACAGUAUUGUCCAUCUGCCUGAGCGCCCUGGUCACGGCCGCUGGGGCCGAGGGCAAACGGAAGCUGCAGAUCGGAGUCAAGAAACGGGUAGACCACUGUCCCAUCAAAUCACGCAAAGGGGACGUCCUGCACAUGCACUACACGGGUAAGCUGGAAGAUGGAACAGAGUUUGACAGCAGCCUGCCCCAGAACCAGCCCUUUGUCUUCUCCCUGGGCACGGGCCAGGUCAUCAAGGGCUGGGACCAGGGGCUGCUAGGGAUGUGUGAGGGGGAAAAGCGGAAGUUGGUGAUCCCAUCAGAGCUAGGGUACGGAGAGCGGGGAGCUCCCCCAAAGAUUCCAGGCGGUGCAACCUUGGUGUUCGAGGUGGAGCUGCUCAAAAUCGAGCGACGUUCAGAACUGUAGCCAAACUGGGGCGGGGUGGUGGAGAGGCCCCCAUCAGGGACCAGACUGUUUAAAGAAAGAAAAAAACUUUAAAGCCCA
Messenger RNA from Kogia breviceps (pygmy sperm whale), 628 nucleotides. It is a transcript of the gene FKBP2, whose product is annotated as FKBP prolyl isomerase 2. Gene Ontology annotation, biological process: protein peptidyl-prolyl isomerization. Gene Ontology annotation, cellular component: endoplasmic reticulum. Gene Ontology annotation, molecular function: peptidyl-prolyl cis-trans isomerase activity. Lineage: Eukaryota; Metazoa; Chordata; Mammalia; Artiodactyla; Physeteridae. The record is from RefSeq and is a predicted model, not a curated record.